AUUUCCGACCCACCCUGUAUAGAGAGGAACAAGCCCUUUGUAAUUAGUUUUUGAUUUCUGAAAACAUCCAGGGAAAUUACUAAAGAAGUAGGUAUUACAAUAAAUUUAAAACUAUGUCUUUCAACAAUAUGAACAUCUAGAGGCUCUAAAAUCUAUUAGCUGUCAAUAAGAUUCUAUCAAUAUUAUUUAUCAACAAGUAAAGAAUAGUAAUUAAGGAAAUCCAUAAUAGAUUUUGAAAAAUGACUAAAAACAUAAAUUAUAACAAAGAUGACCGAUACAAUAGCACGAUACAAUUUGCAAAAGAUAAUUCAUAAUUUUCUAGUUAUCUGCAGACAAAGAAUCUCCGUCUUCAGCAAAAUGUUGAUCGCGCAAUGUACGUUUAGGUUUCAUUUCGCAUGCGCGCGACCACCAGUUCGACCACGUACAGACGAUAGACGUGUUACUCGCGUACAGUAUCGAGCAAAGAAAUAUAAAUACGAAAUUGUUAAUUUACUGGCAAAAUUGUCUCUACGAUCGUUACGACAGCCUUGAAUAAUAAGUUAAACCUAUGCGUUACACAUGAUGGAAACGUUUACAUUCUAAAGUUUCACAUAUUUUAUUCAUACGUCCAGUGUAUCAGUGCAUGACAACCUUCAUAUUUUUUUUCACAAUGACAAGGAAAGAAUAGAAAAAAAUAUUUGACUGAAAAUUUUCUGGAAAAGUGCUGGGAGAUGAAUGUUUAUUGGCAGAGUGUCGUUAGUGUAGCCAGCCAAAAAUGAUGUGUAUUGACGAAAGUAAUCAAGUAGUUUUAGUAGUGUUUGUGGAAAAAAGCCAAUUACUUCGAUACAAGUGUACAACGUUAUGUUCCUUGAACGAUACGCGCAGAACAAGCAGAACGACAGAAUCAAUCCCCGGUUUAUUGAUUCUGUGAGAUGAACUAAUUCGAAAAGAGGACAGGGGCUAGAGCUGUUACUACCCAACUCGUUGAGUAACCAGUUUGAAGGGUGUACGGAGACCUUUUUGACUAGUUAUACGCAUAUACACUAAUGUUGCUGACCACUCAGCAUAACUAGUAAAACUAUUGUAAGUUGUAAUCGGCUGUCAUUCAAGGAAAAUGAAAAAGAGGUUUGUCCUCGGCUUCCUGUGCACCAUCGUAAUUUUCAUCCUGAUGAUUUCCACCGAUAACGGUUUCAUUCAACACAUAUCACCGUUCGUGAUUGGUGUUUGGAACGACAUCACGUGUUACGAAGAAGAAGGCGCGCCGGAUGGCCUUCCGGAUUUUGAUCCGCAGUUAGAUAAACCAAUGACGGAUAGAAAUAUCUUCUUCCACGAGACAUCCUGCUUCGACAAAGAUGGUUUGGUGCUGAACGCUCGUCAAGCAUGUGCCGUCGAAUCCGCGGCUAAAAUGAAUCCAAGUAUGAACGUGUAUUUGCUGUUCAUCUCCCCUUCGAAGAUUUCGGAUCAAUCAAGAGAAAUGUUCAAUCAACUGCAAACCUAUUCGAACGUUCGGAUCAGGCAUAUUAAACCUGAAAAAUACAUGAGGGACACGCCUCUGCAUCUAUGGUAUAGUAGUGGCAUAUUGAAAAAAAGUUAUUGGCCAAGAAGUCAUAUGUCAGAUAUUCUCAGAUAUCUGACCCUUUGGAAAUAUGGAGGAAUAUAUUUGGAUCUGGAUGUUGUUGUCAUCGCAUCCCUCGAACGUUUAACAAAUUUUGCUGGUGCCGAAGACUGGAAAAAUGUUGCUGCCGGUGUUAUGGGAUUUGACGUUACAGAGUUGGGUCGUCGUAUGGCAGAUGCCUGCAUUCGCGAUAUGCGAGCGAACUUCCGAGGUGACGUCUGGGGUAACAAUGGUCCUGGUGUGAUCACUAGAACGUUGCAAAAACUCUGUUCAACUAAAUACGUUCGUGACAUGACAACAAGUCGGUGUCAUGGCUUUAAAGUUUUCUCUCCAUCGACCUUUUAUCCGAUCCAUUACGAGAAAUGGAAGAUAUAUUUUGAAACAAAGGACAAGAACACAACGAUGCAGAUCGUGGACAAGGCGAUGGCCAUUCACGUGUGGAAUAAAUUCAGCAAAUUCGAAAAAGUGGACGUAAAUAACGAUGUUCCAUACGUGAUCAUCGCGAGAAAACAUUGUCCAAAGAUUUUUAACAAUUGUGGAAAGAUAUUUUAAAGAAUAGAAGUGAAUCUAAACAAAAUAUCUUCUACAUUAUGUCUUGUAUGUAUGUACAUAAUUUUUUACAAUAACAAACUCUAUGCUUUGUAGUUUGUACACCACUUCUUAUCUAAAUGGCCAAUACGGGUGCUUGUACUCAUAUUUUUCUUAAAAUAUUGGUAAAAGAUGAUGCAGUUCAAUCAAGGACCGUAGUCAGAUGCAAAAUUUAUUGAAGAGCAGAUUAUUACAAUAUCAAAGACCAAAUUCAGGAAAAAAAAAAGUAAAAACAAAUAAUAUACAUGUAUACAUAUUGUAUAUCAUAUCUAUCAAAUCUAUACAUAUCCUGUAUCUAGUUACGUAUCUAUGGAUAAUAAGAGACUACAGUUUUAAUCGUAUCAAACCUUUGUUAAAAUAUCCACUAUUAAAUCAAGAAACUUUAGUAGAACGCGAGAAAUGACGUUAUUUAUGAACUAUAUAAAAAUGAUUGAGACAUUCGAUAUAAUCAUAAAAAUUCAGAUAGGUACAUAUGUAUAAUAACUAUGUAAACCUGAAAAAGUCUUUCAAUCUUUAAAAAACGCUGAUAUGUACUGUGAAACAUUCUUCCGCUGACGCGAUUAUAUAUUUUUGCAUACCCUCUUUAAGCAGCAUUAUCUCAUCUUUUAUUAACAAGCUAAGAAAAAGUUGAAGAGAAAUGAAAAUGUAUCAAAAAUCGCACUUGAAAGGAAAAUACGAGCAUACGUUAAUUGAUAACAAGGAAAUACAUAUCAGAAAUAUGUACUGCUCAAGAGCGAAUGAAUGUAAAAAUGAACAUUUCUAACAUUGAAAUAUGCGAAUUUAACGUCUAAAAAAAGAGAAUGUUUAUAUUAUAUAAAUGAAUGUUUGAUGACGUCGAAUUGACUGCCUUGUGAACACCCUGUUAAUGAACACAGUGUUUGUUCGUGUUCCUAUAUACAUAAUAUAUAUUUAUAUAAUUCAUGAAUUAUUAUUAUGCAAAUACAAAAAUCUUAUUAUGCACCCGUUUUGAAGGUUUUAUGUGUUUUGUAUGCAUUUACAACUAUUUGCAUACCCCGGUUGUAUGUUGAGAAAGAAAUAAAAAAUAUUGAACCCUUAUACAUGAAAAGAUAAUACAAACUUUUAUUAAUUCCGUGUAUAACCUCGAAAAUGAAAAAGAUAUUAUACAUAUGUCGUAUCACAUAAAUAAGUAGUUAAUUGUGCGCAAUAAUAAGAUACGUGAAAUAAAUGAUUCGAUAGUGAA
Molecule: messenger RNA, 3383 nt
Organism: Bombus huntii
Lineage: Eukaryota; Metazoa; Arthropoda; Insecta; Hymenoptera; Apidae
Product: lactosylceramide 4-alpha-galactosyltransferase-like
Exons: 5
Coding region: 1094-2146 (350 amino acids)
Biological process (GO): glycosphingolipid biosynthetic process
Molecular function (GO): alpha-1,4-N-acetylgalactosaminyltransferase activity
Source: RefSeq, a predicted model, not a curated record